This is a messenger RNA of Hyposmocoma kahamanoa, 804 nucleotides long. RefSeq lists its product as uncharacterized. The record is from RefSeq and is a predicted model, not a curated record. The coding region runs from base 104 to 604 and encodes 166 amino acids. The transcript has 3 exons. Lineage: Eukaryota; Metazoa; Arthropoda; Insecta; Lepidoptera; Cosmopterigidae.
GGGUACAUUUAUGAUAUUUAUCGAACGAGAAAUCGCCAGAGCGCUAGUGUGGUCGCCAUUUAUUCCAGUGCUUCGCGACGAAUAGUUUUAAUUGUGAUUAAAAAUGUCUCCAGAUGUAAUUUAUUUUAUAUUACUUCUCAGUCCAGUUUUAUCGAGAACUUUACCGCGUUUCGAGGAAUUGGAUGAAGACGAGCAACACCUAUUCCGAGCUGCUUACGACGCGCCAUCUUACAAUCAACAGGAGUAUGGAGAAGAAGACCUUUCAAUUGGGAAAUUAGAUCUCGUUAAGGAUGGUCUAUGGAUGCUAAAGGCUAAGGUCAAGGAGUUAAAAGCUUUCGACAAAGCCUUAGCAGCAAAUAUGUUAGCUACUAAAUUAAAACUGAAGGAAUUGCUCAAGAAACAGUUGGUAGUUGCGAAGAAACCUCAUUACGAAAAGCCCAGUUACAAUUACCAGGCACCAAGUUAUCAGGCACCAGCGUACCCACAGCAACAGUACGAGCCACAGUACCCCGCCCCACAGUACGCAGUACCCCAGACCCCACAGUACGCGGUACCCCAGGCCCCUCAGCCACAAUACGCUCAUGAUCCUUACUAUGGACACUAAAUCUUGUACUACCCCUGUAAUGCCUACAGUAUAUACCAAAAUUAUUUUUUAGUCUCUAAAAUAUCAAAUAAGUACUCUCUCUACAUUCUUUUGUUUAAAGAAAAAGAGUUGAAAUAUGCAACAAAUAAUUUUCCAUGUUUUUUUAAUUGUUAUUAAUUUAUAAAUAUAUAUACAACGCAUUAAACAUUAUUUUAUAACAA